Messenger RNA from Exaiptasia diaphana, 550 nucleotides. RefSeq lists its product as uncharacterized. Gene Ontology annotation, molecular function: retinol transmembrane transporter activity; signaling receptor activity. The record is from RefSeq and is a predicted model, not a curated record. NCBI's taxonomy places the organism in Eukaryota, Metazoa, Cnidaria, Anthozoa, Actiniaria, Aiptasiidae.
UGUUUUCAAUAAGUAUUGAACGAUCAAUGUAUACAUGUAUUUCCGUGGCAGAGUCCAAGUGCAACACGAACCUUGGUAUGUCACUGUGAGACGAAAACUUUACGAAACUCGUUCAGAUUUUAAGUUUUCGACGCAAUUUCUUUCUGCAGUGAUUGUGUCCCUCAUCCUCGUUUAUCAGUUAACUAUUGUAUUUGCCACGUUAAUAACAGCUCUCAAGAAAAUGUUUGAGACUAGUAAAUACCCAAGCAACAUCAUAUCGAUGACUUUACUUGAUUACUAUUUGGCAGCUACAUUUAUUGCUUCUUUCAUUGCCAUUCUACAGCUAUUGAUGUUUAUCAAAAGCCACAGGUCUGAUGUUCUGAAAACAUACCAAACCAAAGAAGGUCAGCUACCAGACGAACGAGCCACUAAACCCAAAAUGCUUGUGGGCAAAAGUCUUCGAUUUUGUGGAUAUCAAAUUGCAUUCACAGCAAUUGGUAUGGUAUUUCUUGCCAUCUCUACUUUCUUCCUUCUUCUUCCUAUUUGUGUAUUAAAGAUUGUACACGACUUG